Molecule: messenger RNA, 3136 nt
Organism: Corticium candelabrum
Lineage: Eukaryota; Metazoa; Porifera; Homoscleromorpha; Homosclerophorida; Plakinidae
Exons: 31
Coding region: 23-2956 (977 amino acids)
Biological process (GO): multicellular organism development; positive regulation of kinase activity; cell surface receptor protein tyrosine kinase signaling pathway
Cellular component (GO): signaling receptor complex; plasma membrane
Molecular function (GO): protein binding; ATP binding; transmembrane receptor protein tyrosine kinase activity
Source: RefSeq, a predicted model, not a curated record
CGUCGCUUGCCCCGCUGAUCGGAUGGCAUCGACUAUCAUCGCAGAAGGAUUGCUCCACAAAUCUCCGCAAGACGACAAGUCCUCUCUCAAGAGUUGGAAGACUCGGUGGUUUGUGUUGCGGCGGAAGGCUGAUGGUAAUCUUUUGUUCGAGUACUACGUGGAUAAAUCAAAGAAGAAGUGGAAGGGAGAGCUGGAAUUGUCGGGAAAUGUUGAAGUGAUGGUGGUGUCUGAUUAUGGACGAGGUUUCAAGUUUGUGUUUUGUGUUGUGACGUCGAGCAGGAGAAUGUUCUUAUCGGCUGAGUCGGAAAACGAUCGAGACAGUUGGAUUAAAGUGCUGGGCAGAAUGCUUAACCAAGCGAUACUCAUUCAACCAGCCAGCUAUGCAAGAAAGAGGCUUCCAAGCAAACUUUGUGAAACACCUUCGAACGCUACCUCUCCGAGUGCUCCUCCUAUGGCAUCUGCAUCACCGACUCCAACUCGUGCCCUACAUCCAGCCUAUUCCUCACCAGCAUUACAGACAGCUCCACCACCCAUCCCUCUGCCGAACGGAUGGGAGCGGAGACUAGAUCAAGCGGGUCGACCAUAUUAUAUUGAUCAUGUCACUCAAACAACUCAAUACGAAUAUCCUAUGAUGAGCCGAAGAAACACGCAACUUCGUCACUCGAUGUCAGAAUCGGCUGCUUCAUCUAGAGACAGCAGUUCACUGCGACAGCAACCUCUUGCUGCCAAUUUUCCAGACGUGGAGAAGAGAAAGCGGAAGGCACCUCCACCUCCAGGUUCUUCAAGCCCCGCGGAUAUCAAUCAACAUGCAAUCUUACAGAGAAGACAAACGAUCGACGUUGCUGCAGCUGUGGAUGGUGUGGGGUUUCCUGGUCAAGCUGAGUUGGUUGGCGGUCCGAUGCAUGGGCAAGUGCAUCCUCAGUCUCAUUUGGGCUACGCGUAUGUCUCUCCUCAGUCGCCAUUAGCCAAGCGACAAGGAGCUCCGGCUACGGGGGAUGGUGUGGGGUUUCCUGGUCAAGCUGAGUUGGUUGGCGGUCCGAUGCAUGGGCAAGUGCAUCCUCAGUCUCAUUUGGGCUACGCGUAUGUCUCUCCUCAGUCGCCGUUAGCCAAGCGACAAGGAGCUCCGGCUACGGGGUAUGUACCGAUGGAACCCGGAUCCUCCCCUCACAGAAAGCCACAAGAAGGUCAAAUGAAAUCUCCUGCUGGAGGCUACGUUUCCAUGGAAAGAGGACCCAUUUCUCCAAGCCAUUCCCAUGGAGGUCAAGCCCAAGCGACUCCCACCACAGGCUACGUAGCUAUGGAACGUGGACGUGGACCGAUGUCUCAAGGAAAGCCAGACAGUCAAGUACAACCUGCUCCACAUACAGGGUAUGCUAAUAUGGAACAUGGCAAGUCGCCAUCAAGUGCAGGAUGUCCGCCAUCUCCAUCUUCAACCCGUUACACUGCGCCUUACCCGAGUAACUAUAGACCAAUGCCUGCAAUGCCAUUUGUGAGGCCAUCGGCUCCACAUCUCGGUCCAUUACCUCCGGGAUGGGAGCAGCGAGUUGCUUCUACUGGAAGAGUCUAUUUCUUGAAUCAUUACUUUCGAACGACUCAGUAUGAAGACCCCCGAGUCCUACCGCCUGGAUGGGAGCAGAAGUUCGAUCAACAGAGAAGACCUUACUUUGUAGAUCAUGUUAACAAAGUCACGACGUAUGAUGAUCCUCGGCAGAAAAAGCAUGAAUCCGAAAAGCCACAACGAAAGGCUGACUUUUCUCAGUUGAAGGCUAGUCUGCAACCCUUUCAGGUGACAGCAGAAAACGUUGAGUUUACUAAGCAACUUGGUGAAGGUGCAUUUGGCGAGGUGUGGCUUGGAAGCGUCAGAGGUACAUACACUAAUCCCACAGGAAAGAUACAUGCAGCCAUAAAACUAAUGAAAGGCGACGCUCUCGGCGAUAUGGAAAGAGAAAUGGAAGAAUUUCUUCAGGAAGCCGAAGUCAUGUCCAGAUUCAAUCACCCAAACAUCAUCAGCCUUCUCGGCGUCCAAACAAAUAAAAUGCCCUACCUGAUCAUUUCAGAGUACAUGAAUAAAGGCGACUUGAAGGAGCUACUGAAGAAUGACAGAGUAAGUCGACGAUUCUGGCCGAUAAGAUUGAAGCUGGAGUGUGCCCUUCAGGCAGCAGAGGGACUUAAGUAUCUGGCCGUUGUCAAGUCGUUUGUUCAUCGUGAUGUGGCUGCUCGAAAUGUUCUCGUUCAUGCUGCUGAUGACAGUCAAGAGAAGCUGUUGUGUAAGAUAACGGAUUUUGGUCUCUCCAGGGAUGUAUACGAAUCUCAAUAUUACCGAUUUAAUAUCAAUGAAAAGAAGGCUCUCUUACCCGUCAAGUGGCUGGCAAUCGAAUCGAUGGAGGAUCAUAUUUACACACACAAGACAGACGUCUGGGGAUUUGGAGUUCUUCUGUGGGAAGUCUUCACCAUGGGCAUCAUACCCUAUCCAAGCGUCGACAAUCAUAACCUAUGGAAGGAGUUGAAGAAUGGUUUAAGACUCAGCAAACCAGAAGUCUGUCCUGGAAACAUAUAUGAUCUCAUAUUGGCGUGUACCUCAUUUUCUCCAGAAGCGAGACCAACGUUUACGAUGAUCUGUUCUCGUCUGCAAGAAGAAGUCGAAGUAUGUAAAAUGUUUGAAAGUUCCGUCUACUCCAAUACCGUCUCAUCCACCAGCAUGUAUGGCAACUUUGAUACCAAGAGUGCCCCAAAAGACACGCACACGUUUGCAGCAAAGGCUGUUCGGCUCACUCAGCGAUCGGCCGUUUCUGAUAUCAAGUCAGUGGAGGAGAUUGAUGGAAUGAAACGGGAAGUUGUUGAGGACUUGCUGCAUUGCAAUUUUGUUAGUUUUGAUACGCAUUCCAGUUUGGAGGAGUUGAGUGAGCAGUUGCGGAUGUUGUGGAUUAGGCAGCAACGUCCACCAUCAAGACGCUAACGUCUCAACUGCAACAUCUAGACAACAAACAUUAUAGUGUCUAACUUCUUGACUUAAUUUUCAUCUUUACCUUCACUACUUCAGGAUUUUAGCUACAAGUACUCAGUAGAUCAACUUUUUUCAAUAGAAAUUGUUAGCUCAUGGUUCGAAAUGUGUAUUUAAUAUCAAUAACUAAAGUAG